AUGAAGACUGCUUCUACAUACAUUUGUGAAAGACUGUGCAAUAGGUCUAUCCGUGAAAUUUCCUUGCUACUAAAUAUUCCACGGUCAACUGUUAGUAGUAUUAUAACAAAGUGGAAGCCACUGGGAACAACAUCAACUCAGCCACGAAGUUGUAGAGCACAUAAAAUGACAGAGCGGGGUCAGCGCAUGCUGAAGCAGACAGUGUGCAGGAGUCGGUCAACAGUAAAGACCUCCAAACUUCAUGUGGCCUUCAGAUUAGCACAACAACAGUGCAUAGAGAGCUUCAUGGAAUGGGUUUCCAUGGCCGAGCAGCUGCAUUCA
This is a messenger RNA of Staurois parvus, 321 nucleotides long. The record is from the annotation of a GenBank genome assembly. Lineage: Eukaryota; Metazoa; Chordata; Amphibia; Anura; Ranidae.